AGGGAGAUUAUGUGCCGGGGCUCGUCGCACAGGGAUUCGUCGCGUCGUGAGCCUCGCGCUGCUACAAUGCAAUGAGCUGUAAUCAGAAGACCUCAACCAUCCUGAAAGCGGCAACAGUGUAUCUGGGUGGGCAGGGCAAGAAGAGCUUGGGCAGCCGGGCCUCGGCGAUCUUCGCUGGGGAGGUCCCCGACGACGACAGGGCCGAUUCCUUUCUCGCCGAAAGGUCCUUCCUUCCGGUGGGUCGCGCCGCCGGGCUUUUCCCGUCGGAGCUAGCGGAGAUAACUGACAGGAAGCCGCCGGUGGUGAAGAGGAGCGAUCCUCCGGCUUUGGAGCAGCAGCAGCAUGGGAAAAAGCAGCAGCCGGAGAGCAAGGACGAUGUUCCGGUGGAGAUUUUAGGACUUCCAGAGGCCGAGGGGGUGAGGACCGAUCGGGACGAGCAGGCUAGCGAGUGCUCGAGCUCGUUUGGAUUCAGCGACGCCACUUCCGGGGACGAGGCAAACACCAACAACGCCAGUGAAGUAGACUCCGCUGCGAGGGAUGGCAAUGGAGCGCUGGAGACUGACAGGAGGAGGCCCCUGAAUAUGGACUGGAAAAACUAUAGACGUGGUAUUGAGUGGAGAUGUCGGUGGCUUGAUAUUCGUCUUAUGGAGUUGCAGAGGCAGGCUACAAAGUAUGACGAGGUUCUCUCGGGGAUCCAGAAGGCCAAGCCAUGGGACGGGAGGACGGAGCCCGACGGUGCAGCGAGAGCAGCGCCUGUGCGGGAAGAGCGGCCCGCGCAGCCGCUCCUCCAUCGCCAAAGGCGCAGGAAGGUGGAGGAGACUGUGGAUGUGGCCGACUACAUGUCAAAGCAUCCUUUAUUUCAAAGAUACGAGAAGAAGAAGCGAGAGUAUGAGGGGGAACAACACAAGGAGCCAAACGAUUGUACGCUGGCGGCAGAAGGCGCAAUGGUGAGGCUAGAUCCGCCGCCUGCCGAUGAAGCAAACGAAGACUCGGUAGAAAACAUCAUGCUCAAGGUGGAGACGUUGCAAGCACGGGUGGUCCGGCUGAGAAACCAGCUCCGGGGCUCGAUGUCGCACAAACUGCCUGGCCAGGUAGCCAGAGCAGGCGGAGGUGGCGGCGGCGCAGCGCGAGCUCCAGCGGCCAAGGCGGCUGCCGUCAGCCGUCUGACGAAGGCUGCUCCGAGCGGCCAUCCUGUAUCGCCAGCCGCGGUGAAAGGCGGGCAGGCUGCCCGAAGGCGGGCCUCGGACUACGAUAUCAACAACGUGGUGAUGCCUGUCAGCGUGGGUGCCAAGUACGUGCAACAUGUGAGACAUGCCAACAUCGAGACACCUCAGUGGCGGCUGGCCGAGAAGUCCGAAAUGUGUGAAGAAGAUAACUCGGAUGACGAGGAUACCGAUGAUGAAACUUACAAGAGCCGUCACGCGCCUUUGGAAGCGCAGGAGAGGCUUCAUCGCUACGGGCCACGGACUAACAAAAGGCCCCCGGAAGGGGAGAAGUUGAGCGCCAGAGGUAGCGGCUCGCACCAGAUGCCUCAGUGUAGCUUGUCAGCACAAUUUAGCGAAGGGUGAAUGAAAAUCGAGCAAGCAAGCAAGCGAUUGUACAUUGCAAGCAGCAGCAGCAGCAGCAGCAGCAGCAGCACUAGAGAGAGUGGGAACGGAUUGAUUCCCUCCUGGUUGAUGCUCGUCAGCAGCAAGCAGGUUAACCAGACAAAACUAAUCUCCUCGAUUCCAAUUCAAGGCCUGCAUUUUGUGUAGAUGGUGCAGGAGGAAGGCAAAAGACAAAAUUUAUUCAAAAUCAGAGAGACCAGAAGGAAAGCAGCUGAUAAAAAACAGGUGUGACUCUUGGAUGCGGCUCAUAGGAGUUGUGUUUUGGUAUAAAUAAAAUAUGAGAGAGAAAAAAAUCUCUUUUUUUGACCAUUAUGAUCAAUUUAUAUGAAAAGUUUCUCAAUAUCUUUGAUAAACUAAUGAAGGCAUGGCGCGCGGCUAUCUGGCUGAUCCGGAGGGUCAUGGUACCUGUGUCCGUCAAGAUCGCCAGCCCUCGCAACUGGAUUUGGCCAGUGGCUGCUGCUCGGCAUUUCCCGCUCUACGCUGCUGCUAGUGGGCCUCUACUUCGUAGUCGCCAAGAACGAUUUUCUCGAUGCCGUCGUGCCCAACCCGCUCACCGGCUACUUCAUCUUCGUUGAAUGAUAGACUUGCAAGUGUUAUUCCAGAUACGUCCUCCUCAUAAAUGAACAUCAGGCAAUUUACGAUC
Molecule: messenger RNA, 2250 nt
Organism: Selaginella moellendorffii
Lineage: Eukaryota; Viridiplantae; Streptophyta; Lycopodiopsida; Selaginellales; Selaginellaceae
Exons: 6
Coding region: 72-1568 (498 amino acids)
Source: RefSeq, a predicted model, not a curated record